AUGUCGUGGAACAAUCUACCCCCUGAGCUGCGAAACCAGAUCCUCAACUACAUUGUUGAGGAUUAUUUUGCUUCAGUGGAAGAAGAAGACUGCCCCAUUCUCACUCCAUACACCACAGUAUCUCGCGAGUGGCAACUUGUCUUUGAGACCAUCACCUUUCAGAAUAUCUCCCUCGUCAUUUACAAAGUUGGUGACUUUGAUGAUUUCGCCCGCUCCACAAGUGGCCACAACACUUAUCGAAGACAUCAUAUCCGCAACAUCUCGAUCAUCAUUGUUUUGCCUGGUUACCAGUGCCGGGACUGCGAGUGGCCUGAGAGCGCAGAAGAGAUUGAGCAGAACAAUCAUGUCUUCACUCAAUCGAUGAUGGCUCUUUUGGAUGUUCUCUCAACUUGGACGCCAAAUCGGCAUCCGGAUGGUUUGACCCUGGAACUCAAUAUCAAGUCGUCUUCGGACACGGAGCAUCAUUUUAACAAUCACACGAUGUUUGACCGCUACCCCCUCAAACACUGGAACUGGAACCAUCGGUACCACAACAAACUCCGGUAUCGAAGAAUAGAUAAGCGGUCUUGUAAUGAAGUCAGCAUGUGGACGAACGACGAUCUUGUACGCCAGGGUUGUCGUGCCCUGGAAAGAUACCUCGGGUCCGUAUUGGAGUUCACCGAUGUCCGUCUCCCUCGCGCCGAAGUUGUCACUUCCCUUUUACAAAGACUCCAGUUCAAACGACAACUGAGUCCUUUUGCGCUGCGGAAGUUGAUGCAGGAAAGUUUCGUUCAGCUAUCAUCGCUCAGAUUGGAACGCUGGUGUAGACCAACUACAUCAGGAGAACAGAGGUACAUCAAGGAUUUCAAGAACCACUUCCUCCCAUAUCUGCCAGAAAGCCUUCACGUCUUCCAGUACUAUGCUGAAAGACCCACGGGUUUAAAUCUCACAAACAGGGGGAGAGUCAAACCACUGUGCACUUUGGACCUGUUAUCUAUCCAGGGACAUUGCUUUAAGGAGGUUUCGGUUGUUGAACCGCAAGGCUCAGCUGUUUCCCUAGAGUGGUUAGAGUACAUGGCAGCUACUUCUUUAUCCCAACCGCUAAUAACCACGAGUUGGCACAUGCUUGAGAGAGUAUGCUUCGAUACAAAACUAUUCUAUCCUUACGAAAAAAACAAUAUCCCGCCUCACAUCAAUAGCUUGCUAAAAAUAUCAGCUUCGGUGGCCGAAAUGAUGCCCAAUCUUCUUAGUUGGGAGAUUUACGAGAUUCCCUUUCCUUAUGAAGGUCGCCUUUUCUGCUUCAGCGUUCAGUCAUCAUCGGCUGCUUCUAUGUUAUGGAAAUACCGGUGGCCAAGAAUAUUCGGUGAUUUAGCGCAAGGCUUUGCGUUUUCUCCCGAAGUCAAAAGCGCUUGGGACAAGGUUGCAAUUCUACGUACCGGCAACAGCAUCAAUUGCCUGGUUGACGAGAAUAAUUCUAAGAUGGAUGAUAAGGCCAGCACAUCGUAUGAGAAUAUGAUGCACGGCAGUCUUCUUGACGAUCAUAUUUUCGAGGUCGAUCCGGUGCAUCCUUUCACGGAGCAAUUAGGUCGAUGGUGGAAGGAAGAUCAACUGUUGGAUUUGAUGUUAGAUAGGUGGCUCUGA
Molecule: messenger RNA, 1620 nt
Organism: Fusarium poae
Lineage: Eukaryota; Fungi; Ascomycota; Sordariomycetes; Hypocreales; Nectriaceae
Exons: 1
Coding region: 1-1620 (539 amino acids)
Source: RefSeq, a predicted model, not a curated record